Molecule: messenger RNA, 1801 nt
Organism: Danio rerio (zebrafish)
Lineage: Eukaryota; Metazoa; Chordata; Actinopteri; Cypriniformes; Danionidae
Source: RefSeq, a predicted model, not a curated record
ACUGUUAAAUAUCGCAUAAAUAUAUACAUUUUAUUCUUAUUAUUUACACAAAGAUUGCGGGGGUCGUUUUCCUUGCACGGGCACGAGGAUGAACAUAUUUGGAGGUCCGUUGCAUUUAGAGGUUGAAAACCCCUGGAUCAGACCAUUCCGUUAUAUUUAAAUACGUCAAGCGCUGCAGCCAAUCAGCGUGAAGAGAGGGGCGUACCCAAAUGAGGAAAACCCGAAUGACGGAAACAUCAUACCUAGCGGCGCUGCCUCCUGCUUCAACCUCACGGUACCAUGAAAUUCAUCUACACGCUCUCUAAUUAACGCAUCGGAUGGCCCUAUGGAUGUAUCCGGGAACGAACUGCAGAUAGCGAACUACUUAGCUUAGCAAAAGCGGGAUACAAAAUGAGCAACAUUCUGCAUGCGGCAUCAACGGGGAAAUGGGACCGGAGCACUGCGGCGAAGAGAGCGCUGUUCCUGGCGGCCGCCGCAUACGGGGCGAAAACCCUCUACCCCAUCCUCUGCAGACAACUCCAACAACGCAAAACGAGCAGGAACCACACGCCAGCCGCGGGACACGAAAACGGCUCGUUAGCCAUCCACAAAGCUCCACCGGAGACUUUGAGCACCGUUAAAUCGCCCGGUGUCGACGCGGAAUUCUUCAAGCAGAUUCUCGCACUGGUCAAAAUCGUUUUCCCGAGGUUCAUCACCAAGGAGCUGGGCUUGCUAUGUUUGCAUUCGGUGGCGUUAGUGUCACGGACGUUUUUGUCUAUUUACGUGGCCGGUUUGGACGGCAAAAUAGUGAAGACGAUCGUGGAGAAGCAGCCGCGGAGCUUCAUGAUCAAACUGAUGAAAUGGCUCCUGAUCGCCAUACCGGCGACAUUCGUCAACAGCGCGAUCCGUUAUCUGGAGUGCAAGCUGGCGCUCGCGUUCCGCACGCGUCUGGUGGAUCACGCGUACAAGACCUACUUCACCGACCAGACCUACUAUAAGGUCAGCAAUAUGGACGGGAGGCUGGCGAACCCCGACCAGUCGCUGACCGAGGAUGUGAUGAUGUUCUCGCAGUCCAUCGCGCAUCUGUACUCGAACCUCACUAAGCCCAUCCUGGACGUGAUUCUGACUUCGUACACGUUGAUACAGACGGCGCGGUCCCGGGGGGCGAACGCGAGCGGGCCCACGCUGCUGGCCGGUCUGGUGGUGUUCGCCACGGCGAAGGUCCUGCGCGCCUGCUCGCCCCGCUUCGGGAAGCUGGUGGCGGAGGAGGCUCACCGGAAGGGCUACCUGAGAUAUGUGCACUCUAGGAUCAUCGCCAACGCCGAGGAGAUCGCCUUCUAUAGGGGACACAAGGUGGAGAUGAAGCAGCUGCAGAAGUGUUACAGCGCUCUGGCCGAGCAGAUGAACCUGAUCCUGUCGAAGCGCCUGUGGUACAUCAUGAUCGAGCAGUUCCUCAUGAAGUACGUGUGGAGUGGAAGCGGCCUGGUUAUGGUCGCUGUGCCCAUCAUCACUGCUACUGGCUUUGCUGACAAUGAGCUGGCUGACGGUCAGACACAAGUGCUGGUCAGUGAAAGGACAGAGGCCUUUACCACAGCACGCAAUCUGCUGGCCUCAGGAGCCGAUGCUAUUGAGCGGAUCAUGUCGUCUUAUAAAGAGGUCACUGAGCUGGCAGGUUACACGGCACGAGUGCACAACAUGUUCCUGGUGUUCGACGAAGUCCAGAGGGGCCUCUACAAACGUUCAUCUGCCGCCUGCAGCACAGGAGAGAUGAUAAGCGGAGACCAGGCCGAGAUGCAUAUCGACGGGCCUCGACAAAUCAAAG